This is a messenger RNA of Adineta ricciae, 1170 nucleotides long. The record is from the annotation of a GenBank genome assembly. NCBI's taxonomy places the organism in Eukaryota, Metazoa, Rotifera, Eurotatoria, Adinetida, Adinetidae.
AUGUCUGGUCAACUGAAACAGUUUGAUGCUUAUGCCAAAACCUUAGAUGAUUUCCGUGUUCGAACAACCAGUGGUGGCUUAGUUACAAUUGUGAGCACGUGCAUAAUAUUCAUUCUGUUUUUUUUUCAAUUGCAAUAUUACUUAACAAUCGAUGUUGAACAAAUUUUAUUUGUCGAUACUAGUAGACAAGAAAAAAUGAAUAUCACCAUGGAUAUUCGAUUUCCAGUUCUGCCAUGUAGUUAUUUGACAAUCGAUGCCAUGGAUAUCUCAGGCGAAUCGCAAACAGAUGUGAUACAUAACUUGUAUAAGACCAGAAUAUAUUUAAACGGAAGUAUUAUUUCCAAUGAUGUGGUGAAAGUAUCGCUUCAACCAUUACCCAAAGUGAAUGGAACACAGGGAGACACAACGACUGUUUCCAGUUGUGAAUCUUGCUAUGGAGCAGAAUCUGAGUCGAGAAAAUGUUGUCCAACAUGCGAUGAUGUCAAAGCAGCAUACCGAUUGAAAGGAUGGUCAUUUGAUGCAACUGGCGUGCAGCAAUGUAUUCGCGAAGGUCAAGCUAUUGGUAUGCUUGGUGCGAACGAAAGUCUGUCUGAUAUGAAAGAAGGUUGUCGCGUGCAUGGCCAUUUAGAGGUAAAUAAAGUUGCUGGUAAUUUUCAUAUCGCACCUGGUCAAUCGUUCCAACAGCAACAUCUUCAUAUUCAUUCAUUGCGAAAUAUACGUUUAAACAUGCUGAAUACAACGCAUUUUAUCGAUGAAAUAACAUUUGGGCAAUAUUUCCCGAAUCAAAUCAAUCCAUUGUCCAAGACAGAACAAAUUCCGAAAGAAGGUGCUGCACUGUUUCAUUACUAUGUGAAAAUCGUACCAUCGACGUAUGUCUUUUUGAAUAAAACUGAAUUACGAACAAACCAAUACUCCGUAACAAAACAUCGCAAAGUUAUCCGAAAUAUUGUCGAAGGAAAUUCACAUGAACUACCUGGAACAUUCUUCACAUACGAAAUCAGUGCGAUUAUGGUGAAAUUCGUCGAAAAGCAACGAUCAUUGGCUCAAUUUUUAACUUCAUCCUGUGCAAUUAUUGGCGGCGUCUUCACGGUAUCUGGUCUAAUCGAUGCAUUUAUCUAUCGUGGCGGCUGUUUAUUUCGCAAGAAACUCGAGAUAGGCAAAGCAACAUAA